Messenger RNA from Galleria mellonella (greater wax moth), 1262 nucleotides. RefSeq names its product tRNA (cytosine(38)-C(5))-methyltransferase (gene Mt2). Gene Ontology annotation, molecular function: methyltransferase activity. The transcript is spliced from 3 exons. NCBI's taxonomy places the organism in Eukaryota, Metazoa, Arthropoda, Insecta, Lepidoptera, Pyralidae. Bases 149 to 1150 code for a protein of 333 amino acids. The record is from RefSeq and is a predicted model, not a curated record.
UCAUCCAAUGUGGCACUGUUGCGGAUUCAAAUCUAUUCAAUUAAAAUUUUAAUAUUCAUCGCCUAAUUUUUAAAUCUCAGAAUAAUUAUUUACAUAAAAGAACUGAAAUAGAAUGAAUAAAUAUUAUCUCGUAAAUAGACUUUAAAAAAUGUCCUACAAAAUAUUAGAACUAUACAGCGGCAUUGGUGGUAUGCACUGUGGAUGGAAUGAAUCUGGAAUACCAGGAGAAAUUUCUACUGCUGUGGAUAUUAAUACAGUUGCCAAUGAGGUUUAUAAACACAAUUUUCCUCUAACUAGAUUACUUAAUAAAAAUAUACAAUCCUUAACACCAGAUAAUAUAAAAAAAUUUGAAGUAAAUACAAUUUUGAUGUCUCCACCAUGUCAGCCUUUCACAAGAAAUGGAAAAUGUUUGGAUGAUAAUGACCCACGAACCAACUCAUUUAUUCAUUUAAUUGAAAUUCUGGACCAACUAAAUAAUAUUGAAUAUAUAUUGAUGGAAAAUGUAAAAGGUUUUGAAUGUUCUAGUGUUAGAAAUUUAUUUAUUGAAAAGCUUAAAGAGCUAAACUUUGAUUAUCAAGAGUUUCUGUUGUCACCAUCUAUAGUUGGUGUGCCCAAUUCUAGACUCAGAUAUUACUGUAUAGCAAGGAGAAACGGAUUGUCAUGGCACUUUAAGAGAAAAGACAGUAUUAUGACCACCUUACCAAAGUUGUAUGAGCAACCCUAUGCUUUACAAGAUAUAAUAGAGUCUGAUGUCUCAGAUAAAUUCAUAAUUAAAGACAAACUAUUGAAACGGGCAAACAUUUUUGAUAUUUGCUAUAAGGAUUCUAGACGUUCUUGCUGUUUCACAAAAGCAUACUCCCAUUAUGUGGAAGGAACGGGCUCAGUGUUCACUGAAGCAAAUCAAGAAUAUGUUAAAAAAUGUUUUGAAAAAGCAAAUACUUAUGAAAUAGGUUGCAAUAAAUUUAUUGAAACAUUAAAGGAACUCAGACUUAGAUUUUUUACACCAAAGGAAAUUUUGUCACUUAUGUCAUUCCCUGAAGUAUAUGAAUUUCCUAAAAAUAUAUCUACAAAACAGUGUUACAGAUUACUAGGGAACAGUGUCAAUGUGAAAGUUAUAUCUGAGUUAUUAAAAUUACUAUUUGAUAAAUAAUAUAUUUUAAUUAUUCAGUAAACAGAUUCUUAUAAAAUGAAAAAAUAAUACCUAUAGUAUAUUAUAAUCUUCCAGUAAUAAAUAUUUAUCAAUCAAUUAGAUUAUAUUUAAA